CCUUGCGUUAAGCGAAUAUACACAUCCACUUGGCAUAUUUUAAAUUCAUUAUUACUCUGAUUGUGUGCCGACCUCUGGCAAGAUUUAAUCGCUGCCGCUGUAUUAUGCGAUGUGACUCGUGGGAACAGUGAAGAUUUGUGUCCAUUGUGAGCUAACAGCUAAUGUUUGUCAUCCGCCACUGAUGGGAGUGCAUUUCCUCGUUCCUAACGCAUCAAACGUUUUUUUUUUUCUUUAACCGACAGAUGAACCAGACAGUGAGCCCUAGUUCUUCUCCAUCAGCCAGAUGUUCAUAAUAUGUUGCUGUAAAACACAACUUUAUUAAUGUUUACCCUUUGGAAUUAUUUUAUUUACGAAGUGCAACUGAGUGUUUACAAUAACGGACUGUGUGGAAGCUGUAAAUGCGCUUUGAUUGUGCAGAGCAUCAUUUAAAGGCAUGGAUGUGCCGUCUGCAGCUGUUGUCCUCCUCGCCUUUGCUUUACUAACAUGUUUGUUCAUGAGCAAUUUGUCUGAGCAUCAAGUGAGACUGGUUAAGUCAAGCUAUGCAAAGAAAUAUGACAGUAUAGUGUUUCCAAGAUAUGUGAGUCAUCCAGCAAAAGUGCAGAACAGCACCGUGCAGAGAUGGGGAGUGAACCUGCGAAACCUCCAGCCACACAAACAAGUGGAAGACCUGACUGAUGCUCCUAGAGAUGAUCAGUGUGCCAUGGCUCUAGAGAACCGGUUUGACUGUGCCCGGGACAGAGCUCUCAGCAAGACAGAGUGUGAAGACAGAGGCUGCUGCUAUGCCCCUGUGCCUGAUACUGGAGGACCGCCUUGGUGCUUCUACCCCCGCUUGUACAGCGGCUACAAAAUGGGUCCGCUCACUCCCACGCUGCGAGGCCAUGCUGCCACCCUGGUGCGUGCCAACCCCUCCUAUCUGCCCAGAGAUAUCACCACUCUCCGUCUAGAGGUCAUGGAGGAGACGGCAGGCCGCUUGCACCUCACUUUGAAGGACCCAUCAUCUCAGCGAUAUGAAGUUAAGCUUCCCGUUGGUAAGCCUAGGAGCAAUGGAAAUACCCAAGAUCCCCUCUAUGCCAUUGAAUUCCAGCCUGACCCAUUUGGAUUCAUAGUACGACGCCAAUCAAAUGGAAGGGUAAUUAUGAACACCACGGUCGCUCCGCUGCUGUUUGCUGACCAGUACCUGCAGCUGUCCACCACCUUGGCCUCCUCUCUGGUGUCUGGCCUUGGGGAGCAUUACACCCCCCUCCUCUUAGACACAAACUGGACCUCCCUCACCCUCUGGAACAGAGACAUGGCACCUCAUGGUAAUGCCAACCUGUAUGGCUCCCACCCAUUCUACAUAGUACAGGAGGAGGAUGGCCUGGCACAUGGAGUUUUCCUUCUCAACAGCAAUGCCAUGGAGGUGACUUUGCAGCCGACCCCUGCUCUCACCUGGGUGACCGUUGGUGGAAUCCUGGACCUGUAUGUCUUCAUGGGUCCCGACCCUCAGAGUGUUGUCCGACAGUACCUCCAGGUCAUUGGCUAUCCUAUGAUGCCUCCCUACUGGUCUCUGGGUUUCCAUCUGUGUCGCUGGGGCUACACAACCACUAAUGCAACCCGGAUGGUGGCACAACAUAUGCACAAUGCCAACUUCCCACUGGAUGUGCAGUGGAAUGACCUGGACUAUGCAGAUAAGCGCAGGGUGUUCACCUUUGACCCCCAGCGAUUUGGGGACCUCCCAGAGAUGGUGGAGGAGUUUCAUCAGAGAGGCAUGAAGUACAUCCUUAUCCUGGACCCUGGGAUCAGCAGCACCAGUCCCCCUGGAACUUAUCCUCCCUUUGAUGACGGGCUGAAAAGAGAUGUCUUCAUCAAAAAUGCUACAGGACAGACUUUGAUUGGCAGGGUGUGGCCCGGCCAAACAGCAUUCCCCGACUUCACCAACCUAGAGACUAGACGCUGGUGGGAAGACUGCAUCAGAGCAUUCCACGCUAAAGUCCCUGUGGAUGGCCUGUGGAUUGAUAUGAAUGAACCAGCCAGUUUUGUCCAGGGCUCAGUGGAGGGCUGUCCUGACAGUGAUCUGGAGAACCCCCCAUAUACACCAGCAGAGGUGGUUGGAGGCCAGCUGAACUCGGGAACUCUGUGUAUGUCAGCCCAGCAGAGGCUGUCCACUCACUACAACCUGCACAAUGUCUAUGGACUGACGGAGGCUAGCGCCACCCACAGCGCUCUUGUGAAGGUACGUGGGAAAAGACCGUUUGUGCUGUCCCGCUCCUCCUUCUCUGGCAUUGGCCGUUUCUCUGGAGUGUGGACGGGAGAUGUCAGGAGCAACUGGGAGCAGCUGCGAUACUCCAUCCCUGCGGUGCUACAGUUCAGCCUGUUCGGGGUGCCCUUGGUGGGGGCGGACAUCUGUGGCUUUGAGGGCGACACCACUGAGGAGUUGUGUGUGCGCUGGAUGCAGCUGGGGGCCUUCUACCCGUUUAUGAGGAACCACAAUGACAGGCUUAAUGCUCCUCAGGAACCCUAUGUAUUUGGGCAGCAAGCCCAGGAGGCCAUGCGGAGUGCGCUGAAUCUCCGUUACUCCCUUCUUCCGUUCCUCUACACGCUCUUCUGUCACGCGCACACCUCCGCCGACACUGUGGCCAGGCCUCUCUUCAUGGAGUUUCCCACCGACCCGAACUGUCAGGCCAUAGACCGACAGUUCCUGUGGGGGAAUUCACUUCUCAUUAGCCCCGUUUUAGAGCAAGGGGCAGUGGAGCUGUCGGCCUACCUCCCCCAGGGCACUUGGUACAGUCUCCACAAUGGUCAGCCCUUCUACAGUAAGGGCCAGUACCUGCUCCUGCCAGCCCCUCUUGACACAAUCAACAUCCAUGUGAGGGAAGGACAUAUCAUCCCACAACAGGAGCCAGCCUUGACAACCACAGCCUCGCGCAGAAACCCUUUCGUCCUGACGGUGGCGCUCUCUUCAGCUGGCUGGGCCUUCGGGGACUUGUUCUGGGAUGAUGGGGACAGUCUUGGCACCAUUGAGACAGGAAACUACUGCUAUGUCAUCUUCAUCGCUGGACAGUCCCAGGUGGUGAGUGACCCUCUGAAGCUGAAUGGUGCUCUGGACGGCCUGGUGCUGGGUGGGCUGCGGGUGUUCGGGGUGCCCUCCCCACCACGGUCGGUGCUGGCCAAUGGAGAGAAAGUCUGGGAUUUCACCUACUACACUGACACCAAGGCUUUGACAGUGACCAGUCUGGCCCUGCCCAUGUCAAAGGUCUUCACAGUCCAGUGGACUCUGUGAUCCACUGGCCUGUGAAGACAUCUCCCAUGAUCCUGAUGUUGGUUUAUUUAUACAGCACAUUUAAAUACAACAAAACGUUACCCAAAGUGCUGCACAUCAGACAAAUAAAAACAAAUAUAAAGAAGAAUAAAGAACAAAAGGAAACAAGUUAAAAACAAAUUAAGCUAUUAAAAUCAAAUUAGGCCACAGGAGCAAGUGAAGUCAUUAAUAUUGAAUACAGUGAUAAAAUUGAAAUUGUAUCUAAACUAGAAAAGUGAGAAAUGUAUGUUUUAAGUUGAGACUUCAAAAUUGGAGGUGAAUUUGCCGACCUGAUCUUGAGGGGGAGGCUUUUCCAAAGUUUGGGAGCUGCCAUAAAGAAUGCCCUGUCAAAACAACAACAACAAAACAAACAAACAAACAAACAAACAAAAAACAACUGCUGGUCUGUUGACUUAAGCAAGCAGGGGCUAGUCCAUUCAUAUAGACAAACUGCAAAAUUUUGAAAUCAAUUCUGCACUGAACAGACAGCCAGUGUAAGGAUACAAGCGAAAUAUGCUCAUGCUUUCGAGUGCUGGUCAGGAGCCUGGCUGCAGCACUUUGAGCCAGGCCCAUUGCAACAUACAACAACAGUCUAACCUAGAAGUAAUAAAAGCAGGAGUGACCUCCUCAGGACUCGAGAGGACUCAAGACAGCCCUGAAAAGACCAGCUGCAUUAACAUGGCACUGUCCACGACUCACGGCGUUUGACAUCCACAGACUGUCCAGCAGUAAUGCAGCUUGUGUUUGCUCGGCUUCUUCCUCCAAACCGGCAGAAGUGAACAUUAACAUGUGAAAGCUUUGCACUAUGUGGUAGGUAAUUAAAAAUGUGAUGACAUCAAACCAGGAAGCUGGCAUCAUGCGGUUUGGUUUCCUUACUCAGCGAUCUCUGCUGCUAACUGCUGCCCUGAAUCAAGAGUGAUCAUGCCUUGAAAGUGUUAAUGAAUGCAUAAAUCAUAUGAAAUUUAUUUUUGUAAACUAUAUUUUUAUGCCUUUGCUAUUUCAAAUGUGUUGUUAAUAAAAGCUGUGAGGCAAAAAAAA
This is a messenger RNA of Myripristis murdjan (pinecone soldierfish), 4315 nucleotides long. RefSeq names its product alpha glucosidase (gene gaa). Gene Ontology annotation, biological process: glycogen catabolic process; lysosome organization. Gene Ontology annotation, molecular function: alpha-1,4-glucosidase activity; carbohydrate binding. The record is from RefSeq and is a predicted model, not a curated record. The transcript is spliced from 19 exons. Bases 434 to 3259 code for a protein of 941 amino acids. Gene Ontology annotation, cellular component: lysosomal membrane. Lineage: Eukaryota; Metazoa; Chordata; Actinopteri; Holocentriformes; Holocentridae.